This is a messenger RNA of Brassica napus (rape), 555 nucleotides long. Its product is annotated as sm-like protein LSM7. Gene Ontology annotation, biological process: nuclear-transcribed mRNA catabolic process; mRNA splicing, via spliceosome. The coding region runs from base 137 to 436 and encodes 99 amino acids. The record is from RefSeq and is a predicted model, not a curated record. The transcript has 6 exons. Gene Ontology annotation, cellular component: catalytic step 2 spliceosome; U12-type spliceosomal complex; spliceosomal tri-snRNP complex. Lineage: Eukaryota; Viridiplantae; Streptophyta; Magnoliopsida; Brassicales; Brassicaceae. Gene Ontology annotation, molecular function: RNA binding.
GAUCUUCUCUGACAAAACAAAAUCAUCUCUUCGCCAAAGUUUUCUGGGGUCUUCACUGUUUCGCUUCGAUCUUGAGAGAUCUUUGUCUCCCCGGUUUUUUUUUUUGGGGAUUCUAUUUCGAGGGCUUUGCUCUAACAUGUCAGGAAGAAAGGAAACGGUGUUGGAUUUGGCUAAGUUUGUGGAUAAGGGCGUGCAAGUUAAGCUGACUGGUGGUAGACAAGUCACUGGAACUCUUAAAGGCUACGAUCAGUUGCUGAACCUUGUUCUAGAUGCUGCGGUGGAGUCUGUUCGAGAUCAUGAUGAUCCAUUGACGACUACUGACCAGACCAGACGCCUUGGUUUAAUUGUUUGUCGUGGAACUGCGGUGAUGCUCGUCUCACCAACUGAUGGAACUGAAGAAAUUGCUAACCCUUUCGUUCAACCAGAGGCUGUCUAAUGAAUAGUUUCUUCCAAAAGAUCUGAGUAGUUCAACUUUGGUGUUUAGUGAGCAUUGUGUAUCUGAGUAUCUGCUAUUAUGUUGAAAACAAUCGUUUUAAUAUACCUAUUUUUGAACAA